AACUAUUUGAAGAUCUCAAGCAAUCAAAUCCUUGAUCUGUCAAAGAAAAAUUUAUACCCACGUUAAGAUUUACGUGCAAACAAUAAUUCAAUAAUUUCCUGAUGAAAGUUCCCAAUUGUUAGGGUGGGAGAAAGAGAGAUAUAAAAUGAAGAUGGAGAAACUGCCAGAUUUGAUGGACGAAGCAAAAGACAGGACACUAUUGUAUUUGUUUCUUACCGCAGCCCUUGCUUACAUUCUUUCACUGACAAGUAACUCUGCUUGGUUCAACAUUCCAGUAUCCAUUCUUAUUAUAUCUAUGCUCAGACAUUUUUACUUGGAGUUCAAGCUUCAAUGGAGGAUGGUUCCUAUUCAUCAGGAAUCUUAUCAUUCUCAUCUUAAAAUUAGACAACCCUCUCAUAGUGAUCCAAUCCUUUCGCCUCCAUCCAUUUCAAAGAAAUGGAAAAGGAAGAUAGAUUCUCCAGUUGUUGCAGCAGCUGUGGACAAGUUUACUCUAAAAAUUGUACAAGAGUUUAUUACAGAUUUGUGGUAUUCAUCACUUACUCCUGAUCAAGAAUUUCCUGAUAAGAUUCAUUUACUAAUCAACGAUGUGCUGGGGGAAGUAGUUCAGAGAUUGAAACAUAUAAAUUUGAUUGAAUUACUGACCAGGGAUGUGGUCAAUCUGAUAGGAAGUCAUAUAGAACUUUAUAGAAGAAACCAAGCUUAUAUAGGGGUGGAUGUGAUGGCGAAUCUACAACCCAAUGAAAGGGAUGAAAGGUUGAAGCAUUAUUUGGCUUCUUCUGGAGAACUGCAUCCUGCCCUCAUAUCUGAAGACACCGAGUGCAAGGUCCUUCAGCAGCUCAUGGGAGGAGUAGUGGCUGUUGUCUUAAGGCCACAUGAUGCUAAAUGCCCCAUUGCUCGAAGCCUUGCACGUGAACUUCUAGCGUGUGUUGUUAUGCAACCUAUCAUGGACUUCGCAAGCCCAAUAUUCAUUAAUGAGCUCGUUGAAUUUCUUAUACUUUCUGCAAAAGAAGAAGCGCCGAAUAAGAAGACAGAUACAGAUGAAUCCGAGGAACUAUCUAAAGGAAAAAAGAUAAGCAAACAGCAUCAGCAAAAUCAGUUGAUGGAUCCUAGUAGUACAGUAUAUCUAAAAGAUAUAAAUGCUGCACAAACUAAUAAUUAUCCCCAAAAUGGUUUAGGCUCUUCUCAUAAUGACGGUCCUCUGGUCAGUCAGAUAGAAGUUUUGCAUGAUCCAAAAUCACAAUCAGGUGAUUUAGAACAGUCAGUGGAAGCUAAAAGACGAACUCAGAUUCUUGCCUCUGAAAAUCUUGAUAAUCUUUGGGCUCAAGGAUGGAAUUACAAGUUGAAAGAUAGUAGGAAAGGUCAAUAUAGUUCAGGUUCAUUGGUCAGGUCACCUGUUUCACAGAAAGACUCAAAAUCUGUAUUAAAGCAGGACAAAGCUGUAAAGGAAAAUGACUCUAUUGAGCAAGGAAAUACAGAGAGGGCAACUGCAACAAAUACAAUAUAUACUAAAGGAGAUGCAAAAUGCACCGACAGAGGAAAACAGGGACCAAUUUCUAGCAUUAUGCAAAGUAGUAACCAAAGAGAACACCAAGGUAUGAAUCCUAGCAAAAGAAUUUUGUUCACAAACACCACAUCAGCACUAGAUAGUGGUAGUGAAAAGCAAGAAGAAAGUAGAUUUCUUGAAACUCAGAUAUUGAAGGUUCAACAUAGGAGAUCAAAAAGUAGUGGUACUGAAUCAGAACAGAGGCAAAAUUUUAACAGCUUGCAACUCUCCAAAGAUAGAGAAAAUUCUCUUCCCGAAAAUACGCAGGGUUUAAGAAGAGGUGAACUGCAUGACAGUUUUCCCAGUGACAAUCAAUCUGCAGCUCUAUGGGGACAAAUUGGAAAUAUAUUUGUUCGCAAGCUGGACUGUUGGGUGUUAGGAGUUCAUUUUGAAAAAGUUGGAAUGAAGUCUAUAGCUGUUUAUUCAAUUGCUGUGACAAAUUCAGAAAAUAAAACCUGGUUUGUUGACAGAAGGUAUCGGAACUUUGAGCAGUUGCAUCGCCGUCUUCGAGUUAUCCCAAAUUAUAAAUUUCAGAUACCACCAAAAAGUUUUAUUUCAUCCAAUCUUGAUGAUUUUUUCAUUCGACAGCGUUGCAUUUUAUUAGACAAGUAUUUAAAGGAUUUGUUGUCAAUACCAAAUAUUGCAGAGCAGCAUGAAGUAUGGGACUUUCUGAGUGCCACAUCUAAGAAUUAUGCCUUUGGGAAUUCAACUUCGGUGAUGAAAACUUUGGCUUACAACAUGGAUGAUGCAAUGGUUGACAUAUUUCGCCAAUUUAAAGGAGUUUCCAGUGGUCUUCGACAUACUAUUGUUGGCACUUCCUCUGCAGAAAAACAACAUUUAGUGAAUGCUUCUUGGAAAUCUAAGACUGCUAAUACGAAGGAUACAACUUGGGAUAGAAUCUACAGAUCCAAUUAUCUUUUAGAUGAGGAGGAACAUGCUGGGGAAGGUGGACGUGUCACUCAUUUCAUGACAAGAACUAAUGGUUGUCUCUCUGACAGUGAAUUGCAUGAAAAACAUUUUGCUUCUCAGUCAAACACAACUCUUGGAGUAAGCUCUGCAGCUUCAAUUCUGGAGAAGACUCAGCAAUCACAGAAAACAAGCGAGGCACUUCUGUUAGAUGAAUAUUCUACUACAGAAUCUUUGACAGGGUCUGAAAUGAUAGAGGAUGAAGUUGGAGUUCCACCUGAGUGGACUCCACCAAAAUUAUGUGUCCCCUUGUUGAAUCUAGUUGACAAGGUUUUUCAACUUAAUCAAAGAGGCUGGCUGAGGCGACAAGUAUUCUGGAUUGGAAAACAAAUUCUGCACUUGGUAAUGGAGGAUGCAAUUGAUGAAUGGCUAUUGGGACAAAUACAGUUGUUGAGAAGAGAAGAUGUUAUUGCUUCUUAUAUUAGACAAGUCCAUGAAGUUCUCUUAGAUAAAGGCAUCUUCACUUCUGAAUACAGUAUUCAACAGCAAAAAGAAAAUGAAAGAACUUUUAGCUCUAGUGAUGGGGUUGUAGAUGGCGAAAUGAUCCAGAUCAACACAAAUCCACCUGAACUAUUUCAAAAUCAACUAGAAGCAGAUCGCAGGGCAAAUCUGGUUCAUGAUGUUAUUCUCGGAGCACCAGCACCUUUAGUUAGCAUAAUUGGCAGAAAGCAGUACAAUCGCUGUGCAGAAGAUCUAUAUUUAUUUCUUCAGUCUACCGUAUGUCUUAAGCAGCUUGCAUAUAGCCUACUUGAACUGCUGCUUAUCACUAUAUUUCCUGAGUUGCACGAUGUUGUUUGGGACAUACGAAAUAAUAGUGUUGUAUUGUGACUGUAUAUGGCAAGUUCACGUUUCUGUUAACUUUAAUUUAUAAAAUUAAAAUGUGGGUAUAUGGAUUCAAUACUUCAUUUAUUGUAACAUUGUGUGUGCCUGUAUGAUGCAUAUACCAUCAGUUCAGCAGCUGCAUCAAAUACAUUGAAGCAUUAUAUAUAUUUAUGCAAGGGUAAUAAUUUUGGGAUA
Molecule: messenger RNA, 3526 nt
Organism: Cryptomeria japonica (Japanese cedar)
Lineage: Eukaryota; Viridiplantae; Streptophyta; Pinopsida; Cupressales; Cupressaceae
Exons: 15
Coding region: 146-3337 (1063 amino acids)
Molecular function (GO): phosphatidylinositol binding
Source: RefSeq, a predicted model, not a curated record